ACCAAACCCAACCCAACCCAACCCAACCCAACCACCCAACCCAACCCAACCCAACCCAACCCAACCCAACCUAACCCAACCUAA
Molecule: messenger RNA, 84 nt
Organism: Dermacentor andersoni
Lineage: Eukaryota; Metazoa; Arthropoda; Arachnida; Ixodida; Ixodidae
Source: RefSeq, a predicted model, not a curated record